Ipomoea nil (Japanese morning glory) is the source of this 1509-nucleotide messenger RNA. RefSeq lists its product as uncharacterized. NCBI's taxonomy places the organism in Eukaryota, Viridiplantae, Streptophyta, Magnoliopsida, Solanales, Convolvulaceae. The transcript is spliced from 3 exons. Bases 1 to 1509 code for a protein of 502 amino acids. The record is from RefSeq and is a predicted model, not a curated record. Gene Ontology annotation, molecular function: catalytic activity.
AUGGUGUCCAGUUUGAGUGGUGGUUUGGCGUUAUUGUGGAGGACGAAUGGUACGGCAAGUUUGUUGAGCUACUCAAAAAAUUAUGUGGAUGUGGAGGUGAGCAUGCCAGGUUUUGAUAAAUGGAGAAUGACAGGUUAUUAUGGAUUCGCUCAGAGGGGAAGACAAAACGACUCUUGGGGACUCAUCAGAUCAUUAUCUCACCGCUCUGAGUUACCAUGGGUUGUUAUAGGGGAUUUUAAUGAUCUCUUAUAUCAGUAUGAGAAGCGAGGGGGGAAUCCCCAUCCAGAGGCACUAUUACGUGGCUUUGGAGACACUAUUGACGAAUGUGGUUUGGCUCAAUUGCCUAUGCAGGGGUAUCCAUUUACAUGGGAAAGGGGGGAAGGGACUGUGGACUGGAUUGAGGAGAGGUUGGAUAAGGUAUUAGUUACCCAGGAAUGGCGUGAAGUGGUAAGAGAUGCCAGUGUCUUGAAUAUUCUAACCCGACGCUCGGAUCAUUCUGCUCUUUUCCUUGGGAUUCUGAAUCUUCGGGAAAGGGCGGGUGGUGGGAGGAGAGGGUUCCGUUUUGAGAUGGCUUGGCUUCAUGAUGAGGGUUGUAGGGGUGUAGUUGAGAGGACAUGGACUGAGGGGAGGGAUAGAGGAUUACAGGCCUGUACCGAGCUCUGUGGCAACAGGUUAUCACGAUGGGGAGGUGAUUGGUUCCAUAAAUUUGGUGAGCAAGCUAUGUGUCUCCGUAAGGAGCAAUUGCGAUUACGUGGAUGUAUGGACCAUGCAUCAUUAACUGAAUAUCAGCGCCUAGAGGAGCGCCUUGCUCGAAUAGAAAUACAUGAGGAUGCGUAUUGGAAACAAAGGGCAAAACAGCACUGGCUCAAGGGGGCAGAUGCGAACACGAAACUCUAUCACAUGUAUGCCUCUCACCGUAAAAAGAAGAAUACAAUUUCUAAAAUUAUGAAUGAUAAUGGGGAUUGGGUGGAAGGGGGGGCCAUGAGGGAUGUUAUUUUUUAUUAUUACCGGGAUAUUUUCUCAUCAAGUCAAGCCAAAAGAGAUGAAAAUUUUUAUGCCAAUAUCUUGCCCCGGGUAUCACAAACACAGAAUGAUGCCCUAUUGCGCCCUUUUGAGAGUACUGAGGUAAAAACAGCGCUGUUUGCCAUGUUUCCGGACAAGGCACCUGCCCCGGAUGGAAUGAAUCCGGUUUUAAUACCAAAGAAGAAAAACCCAGAGUUGGUCUCAGAUCUUAGGCCCAUAGCAUUGAGUAAUGUGGUAUACAGGGUCAUGGCUAAGAUGAUUACGGCUAGGAUGAAGCUGUUAAUGGAUGAAAUUAUUUCUGAUACACAGAGUGCAUUUAUACCUGACAGAUUGAUUACGAAUAAUAUUCUAAUUGCUGCAGAGGUUGAUCACUAUUUGAACAGGAAACAGUAUGGUAUGGUGGGGUGGGGUGCUUUAAAGCUGGAUAUGGCGAAAACAUAUGACUGUAUGGAGUGGCCCUUCUUGCGUAAUAUGUUAAUAGCAUAG